This is a messenger RNA of Gorilla gorilla gorilla (western lowland gorilla), 821 nucleotides long. Its product is annotated as HLA class II histocompatibility antigen, DQ alpha 2 chain. The transcript is spliced from 4 exons. Gene Ontology annotation, biological process: antigen processing and presentation; immune response. Gene Ontology annotation, cellular component: membrane; MHC class II protein complex. NCBI's taxonomy places the organism in Eukaryota, Metazoa, Chordata, Mammalia, Primates, Hominidae. The record is from RefSeq and is a predicted model, not a curated record. Bases 54 to 821 code for a protein of 255 amino acids.
ACAAUUGCUCUACAGCUCAGAGCAGCAACUGCUAAGGCUGCCUUGGGAAGAAGAUGAUCCUAAACAAAGCUCUGCUGCUGGGGGCCCUCGCCCUGACUGCCGUGAUGAGCCCUUGUGGAGGUGAAGACAUUGUGGCUGACCAUGUUGCCUCCUAUGGUGUGAACUUCUACCAGUCUCACGGUCCCUCUGGCCAGUACACCCAUGAAUCUGAUGGAGACGAGGAGUUCUACGUGGACCUGGAGACGAAAGAGACUGUCUGGCAGUUGCCUAUGUUUAGCAGAUUUAUAAGUUUUGACCCGCAGAGUGCACUGAGAAAUAUGGCUGUGGGAAAACACACCUUGGAAUUCAUGAUGAGACAGUCCAACUCUACCGCUGCCACCAAUGAGGUUCCUGAGGUCACAGUGUUUUCCAAGUUUCCUGUGACGCUGGGUCAGCCCAACAUCCUCAUCUGUCUUGUGGACAACAUCUUUCCUCCUGUGGUCAACAUCACAUGGCUGAGCAAUGGGCACUCAGUCACAGAAGGUGUUUCUGAGACCAGCUUCCUCUCGAAGAGUGAUCAUUCCUUCUUCAAGAUCAGUUACCUCACCUUCCUCCCUUCUGCUGAUGAGAUUUAUGACUGCAAGGUGGAGCACUGGGGCCUGGACGAGCCUCUUCUGAAACACUGGGAGCCUGAGAUUCCAGCCCCUAUGUCAGAGCUCACAGAGACUUUGGUCUGCGCCCUGGGGUUGUCUGCGGGCCUCAUGGGCAUUGUGGUGGGCACUGUCUUCAUCAUCCAAGGCCUGCAUUCAGUUGGUGCUUCCAGACACCAAGGGCUCUUGUGA